Molecule: messenger RNA, 1158 nt
Organism: Musa acuminata AAA Group (dessert banana)
Lineage: Eukaryota; Viridiplantae; Streptophyta; Magnoliopsida; Zingiberales; Musaceae
Product: heavy metal-associated isoprenylated plant protein 7-like
Exons: 5
Coding region: 130-891 (253 amino acids)
Molecular function (GO): metal ion binding
Source: RefSeq, a predicted model, not a curated record
AUAUACCCUUCCAGCUCUUCAAACAUCUAUUACAAGGCUAGAAAAUAUAUACUGAGAAGCCAAGCUCUCUCUCUCUCUCUCUCUCUCUCUCUCUCAUUUGGAUCCGAAGAACUCAGAUCAAGUAUUAUUAUGGGCGAAGAGCAAAAGGAAGAAGAGAACAAAGAAGAGGCAGCAGAGGAGGAGCCCCCGGAGAUUGUUCUCAAAGUGGACAUGCACUGCGAGGGCUGUGCAAGAAAAGUUGAGCGAUCGCUAAGACGAUUCGAAGGUGUGGAGGAUGUGAAGACAGACUGCAAGUCUCGAACAGUGGUGAUCAAGGGGAAGGCAGCGGAUCCAGCAAAGAUAUGUGAGAGAAUUCAGAAGAAGACAGGCAAGAAGGUCGAGCUCAUCUCUCCCCUCCCAAAACCCCCCGAGGAGGAGGAGGAGAAGAAAGAGGAGGCCGAAGCCCCACCAGAAGAGACGAAAGAAGAGCCGAAGCCGAUCACGGUCAUUCUCAAGGUCAGAAUGCACUGCGAGAGGUGUGCUCAAGUGCUGCAGAAGCGCAUCAAGAAGAUGGACGGUGUGGAGUCGGUGGCCACGGACUUGGCCAGCAGUCAAGUGAUCGUCACAGGAUUCAUAGACCCAGUGACAUUGGCGGAGAACGUGCACAGGAGGACGAGGAAGCAGGCUUCCAUCGUGCCGGAGGAGGAGAAGGAGGAAGAGGGGGAGAAGAAGGACGACAAUGGCGACGAGGAAAAGAUGCGAGAGGAGGAGGAUGAGAAGAAAGAAGAGGAGGGAACGAAGGACGACAUCAGCAAGUACGAGUAUUGGCCUUCUUCUCGGGACUAUGUGGAGUACGCUUAUACGCCUCAAACCUUCAGUGACGAGAACCCCAAUGCUUGCUCUGUUAUGUAAUCAUCCUACGAACCACAAGUGUAUAUAUAUAGUAUAGUCUUAUAAUUAAGCGCUCAUGUUAUGUAUGCCAUGCAUGGCUUUUUGGUAGCCGCCACACCGAGUAGUGUCUUUACAUAUAUGAAAACCUAAUUGGUGAUGGCAUGAGCUUAUGACUGUAUCUCUUCCCUAAUCAUCAUCCACUACUAAUUUGCUAAAGAUUAUGUAAUAAUGGGAAUUCGAAAAUGUUUUAGCAUUUUAAUAGCUUAAGCUUUCCUUUUUUGAGAUCAA